This is a messenger RNA of Diutina rugosa, 399 nucleotides long. Its product is annotated as mitochondrial 54S ribosomal protein uL14m. Gene Ontology annotation, cellular component: ribosome; mitochondrial large ribosomal subunit. The transcript has a single exon. The record is from RefSeq and is a predicted model, not a curated record. Lineage: Eukaryota; Fungi; Ascomycota; Pichiomycetes; Serinales; Debaryomycetaceae. The coding region runs from base 1 to 399 and encodes 132 amino acids. Gene Ontology annotation, biological process: translation. Gene Ontology annotation, molecular function: large ribosomal subunit rRNA binding; structural constituent of ribosome.
AUGAUCUACUUAAAGUCACUUCUCAACGUCAUCGACAACUCCGGGGCUCAGGUGGUCGAGUGCAUCAAAGUGCUUCGCCACGGCCCGAGAAAUUUCGCCAAGGUCGGCGACCAGAUCACCGUGGUCGUGAAGAAGGCGAAGCCCUUACUGAGUGAUAUCACCGGCCAGGCGGCGCUGAACAGAGUCAAGAGAAGAGAUAUCUGUCGGGCGAUUGUCGUGCGGACCAAGGCUCCGUUUAGACGUCCCGACGGCCUGGUGGUGCGGUUCGACGACAACGCCUGUGUCUUGAUCAACAAGCUGGGAGACCCCCUCGGCACCAGAGUCGGGGGUGUGGUGGCGAAGGAGUUGCGCGAGUUGAACUACAACAAGAUUGUGUCGUUGGCGCCCAAGACCUUCUAA